This is a messenger RNA of Papaver somniferum (opium poppy), 2294 nucleotides long. RefSeq names its product putative receptor-like protein kinase At4g00960. Gene Ontology annotation, biological process: protein phosphorylation. The transcript is spliced from 7 exons. Gene Ontology annotation, molecular function: ATP binding; protein kinase activity. The coding region runs from base 75 to 2105 and encodes 676 amino acids. The record is from RefSeq and is a predicted model, not a curated record. NCBI's taxonomy places the organism in Eukaryota, Viridiplantae, Streptophyta, Magnoliopsida, Ranunculales, Papaveraceae.
GCCAAACCAGCAUCCCAUGUACCCUUGAAGAUUGUUGUAGUUGGUGUAACUCAAAAAACAUCCAAAAAAGAAAAAUGGUAAUCAGAAACAAAAAGAUCGGAAAUGGUUCAAUUUUCUUCGUCUACUUGUUUAUUCUUUCUAACUUAUUGAUCGCCAUAAAAUACACAAUUGCACAGCAAGAUCAUGUAUAUCAAUCAUGUUCAGGAGAUAAUUACACAACCGGCAGUACAUUCCAAGCUAAUCUCAAUCGUCUUUUUCCUUCAAGCAUCCAAAAUAGAUACUACAACGCCACCGUUGGCCAAAGCCCGGAUACUGUUUACGGGUCUUUGCAGUGUAGAGGUGAUAUUCAACAAGAUGAGUGUCAAAGUUGUGUCGAUUUUGCCAUUCAAGAUUUCAACAAAACCGGUAGAUGUCCAAAUUCUAAACAAGCGAUUAUUUGGUAUGAGAAAUGUAUGAUAAGGUAUUCUAAUGAAUAUUACUUUAAUAGGAUGCAAGAAAAUCCAGGAAUUUCUCUAUUGAAUGUUAACAAUGUUUCUAAUCCGGAUCAGUUUAACCGUAUUUUGGGAGAAUUAAUGAAUGGAUUAGUAUUACAAGCUACGUCUACUUCUUCUACUAAUUUUGCUGCUGGAAAUAGAAAUAUUACUGAUUUAGCAAAACUAUAUGGAUUAGUACAGUGUACUGCAGAUAUACCUUCAAGUAAUUGUAAUAGAUGUCUUCUUAAAGCUGUAUCUGAAUUACCACAAGGGAAACGGGGUGGAAGAGUUAUUAAACCUAGUUGUAAUAUUAGAUAUGAAUUAGGUGAUCCUUUCUUUGAAUCUGCUCCAUCACCACCACCUCCUUUAUCUUCUCCUACACCACCAUCGUCAACGAAUGCGCUUGUACCAAAUGGAAAUAGGAAUAACUCAUCUAAACUUACUAUCAGUAUAGUGGUUCCUUCGGUUGUCGCAGUACUUUUUGCCAUUGCCUUUGGGUUCUUCUGUUUCCAAAGAAAGAGACAACAGAUAAAGAAGUAUACCUAUGCGGAUGAUGAGGCUCCAGUUACAGCAGAAUCUUUACAGUUCAACUUCAGUACAAUAAGCGCUGCAACAAAUAAUUUCUCUGAAGCUAAUAAACUUGGAGAGGGAGGAUUUGGAUCUGUUUACAAGGGUACACUUCCAGACAGGCGUGAAAUAGCCGUGAAACGGCUAUCAAAAUAUUCCGGUCAAGGUGAUCAAGAGUUCAAGAAUGAAUUUACAUUAGUAGCUAAACUUCAACACAGAAAUCUUGUGCAGCUUGUUGGUUUCAGCAUGGCUGGUGAAGAAAAACUUAUCAUAUAUGAAUUCAUGCCAAAUGGAAGCCUUGACCAAAUCCUAUUCGAUCCCAUUAAAUGCACACAACUGGAUUGGGACAGACGAUACAAGAUAAUAGCAGGGGUAGCAAGAGGACUUGUCUAUCUCCAUGAAGAGUCCCGACUAAAAAUUAUCCAUCGGGAUCUCAAAGCUAGCAAUAUAUUAUUAGACAUGGACAUGAACCCUAAAAUUGCAGAUUUCGGCAUGGCUAGGCUUUUUGUGCAUGACCAAACUCAAGAGCGUACAAGCAAAAUUGUUGGAACAUAUGGCUAUAUGGCUCCAGAGUAUAUAAUGCAUGGUCAUUUCUCAGUGAAAUCAGACGUUUUUAGUUUUGGUGUCUUAAUAUUAGAGAUACUUUGUGGACAGAAGAACAGCAGUUUUCAUCAAUCCUCUGGUGCUCAAGACCUUCUAAGCUAUGUAUGGAGACGUUGGAAUAACGGGUCUGCUACAGAAAUAUUAGAUCCAACAUUGAAAGACACAUUUUCUAGAGUUGAAGUAUUGAGAUGCAUCCAUGUUGCGUUAUUAUGCGUUCAAGAAGAAGUUGAGGAUAGACCCACAAUGCCCACAGUUGUCCAAAUGCUUAACAGUUACUCUGCGACCGAUCCUGCUUUACCUUUAGCACCUGCGUUUUUUAUUGGGAGUACCGUAAAUAUGGAGCCCCAGUCGAACUUAGGCUACAGCGAAGAACAAGGAAGCUCGAAGAACGAGUCAGUGACUAGUGAAGUAGCGACCGGGAGCGUGAAUGAAGUUACAAUUUCAGAACUAGACCCUCGAUGAUGAUAUAUACCACUUCAUUUCCAGUAUAUAUUUAAUCUUGUUCUUUUGUCUUCUUUUUUCUUCUUAUGUUAGUAGGCAUUGUUGGUUCUUUUUUUGGCAUUUCUUAAAUUUUUUAUCAUCGUUCAUUCAAGAAUUGGAGAUUCAAUUCUCACAAUAACGCUUAUAAAAUCAUAUGCAAUUUACAGAGAA